GACCUAAACCCUAGCUCUUUUAUACGCAAUCAAAUAAGGGUUUUCAGGUUCACUGCCCUCGGAGACGCGUCAUAGAGAAAACAGACACCAUGCAAAAUUACGCAGCCAACAGCGUCGCCGCCGCCGCUGGCAUGGAGGUUGAUGCCACUGCCGCUCCAGCGCAGCAAAAGCCUGGUCUGUUCGCCCAAAAACCGAAUUUUAAACCCGCAAAGGCGCAUGAAAUCUCCGAUGGGGAAAUCCAAUUCCGCAAAAUGCCUGUUCCCCAACACCGCUUCACUCCAUUGAAGAAAUCCUGGCUCGAAAUCUACACUCCGAUUUAUGAGGAAAUGAAAAUUGAUAUCCGUAUGAACCUCAAGGCCCGCAGGGUUGAGCUUAAGACCCGAUCGGACACACCCGACGUCAGCAACCUCCAGAAGUGUGCCGAUUUCGUGCACGCCUUCAUGCUGGGCUUCGACGUGGUUGACGCUGUGGCGUUGCUCCGAAUGGAAGAGCUUUACGUGGAGUCUUUUGAGAUUAAAGAUGUGAAGACGUUGAGAGGGGAGCACUUGUCGAGGGCAAUUGGGCGGUUAAGUGGGAAGGGAGGGAGGACAAAAUUUGCGAUUGAGAACGCAACUAGGACAAGAAUUGUUAUUGCAGACACAAAGAUUCAUAUACUUGGGUCGUUUGCAAACAUCAAAGUCGCUAGGGACUCUCUCUGCAGCUUAAUUUUAGGUUCACCUGCUUCUAAAGUUUAUUCAAAGCUUAGAGCAGUGACGGCCCGCCUUGCUGAAACGUUUUGAGUCUUUUCUAUCUGUUUAAUCAUUUUUGUCUAAUAUGAUAUGGGUAUUCUGAGGUAUUUGAGUCUGAUGGGCUAUUGAAAUUUUUGGGCGCGUCUAUUAAUACAAAUUUGAUGUGGAAAGGCUUCUUGUUAUGAAUUUACUUUUAUCUGUAUACUUAUGUUUCAAUUUCUCUACUGGUGAUAAGUGCCUGCAUACCUGUUUCUGUCUGGUCUAUAGACUUACCGUUAUUGGUGCUGGCUGUUUCAGCCUGAUUCAGUUUGUGUAAGUAUCAAAGUUAGUUUAUUGGAAUAUGUUGAUUUUCCU
Sesamum indicum (sesame) is the source of this 1082-nucleotide messenger RNA. RefSeq names its product RNA-binding KH domain-containing protein. Gene Ontology annotation, cellular component: nucleus. Gene Ontology annotation, molecular function: RNA binding. The record is from RefSeq and is a predicted model, not a curated record. Lineage: Eukaryota; Viridiplantae; Streptophyta; Magnoliopsida; Lamiales; Pedaliaceae.